UGUUAUGCUGUUGGUCUAGUUUAUGAUCUGCAUUUCGCCCUCGGCUUUAAUUUUUUACACCCUCUCAAAUCUAGGAUUAUAAUGUAAUACUGUUAUUAUCUGCUUCGUAAUUACGUGCUUACAGUUCUGUCAAUAAUUAAUGGUAUUCACUUACUUUAUUUCAGUCGUGAAGUAAAAUUUUCUCCAUUUCUUCAACCUAGUUCUUCAUGCUGUCCUAUUGAAGAUAAUGAAUUCCAGUAGCCUUUUCAAGUCCUCUUUUCGAGGACUUGAUGACAGUUUAAGUUCGUUACCAUCAAGUGUCCAAGCCAGCCAUGCUCGUCGGGAAAAAGCUCUGGCCAGCAGUUUCCUCAAUGACUCUGAUGUUUAUUCUCAUCGACCAUCCAAGUACCUGAAUGAUCUCUCGAUCACAAUAAAUCAGAAUGAAAUGUCAGAGCUUUUUGACUCUACUGUCGCUACCACUACUACCAAACAACCUGAUACAGUUUGUGAUUCCCUUUUCCGAGAAUUCCAAGAAAUUUUGGAGUCUCAUAGCUCUUCAGGACAAAUUUUCCAAACUAUUUCUGAUCUUGAACAAAAUUGCACCAAUGCCAUUGAAAUCCUUUCAGAAAACAAAUUUAAUUCCUCUGCUGAACUAUCUCGACUGGAACUUGAAAGAAAUACCUGGAGAUUAUUGAAUGCUCUUUAUCAGAACAGGUUGAACCCGGACAAUAUGGACGAAGAUGAAGCUAUGAACUUAUUCUCACCAAGUGAUCGUGACACAGUUGCUCUUAUUUUGAACAACAGCAACCGUCUGAGAGAGUGGCAGUUAGUCAUUGAUUGGCUGGAAAAGUGUGCUGCAGAUCAGUCCAAGCGUGCGAUGCAGCCAAUGGUUGGCCAUUUCUUAGACAAAACAGUUGGCUGGGAAAACACAUUGUACCAGUUACAGAAUACUCAAAUAACUUAUCAAAGCUCAAGACCAAUCAUCACCGAAUUGGAUCCUGAUGCUCCUGCCCGUCAGAAGAAGCCUCUUCACGACCUAGAUGCGGAAGAUGAAACCAGACUAUUUGAACAAAUUUUAGCAGAAAUUCGGUGUGGUCGUUUAGAUUCUGCACAGAGCUUAUGCUAUCAUUGUGGGCAGCCCUGGAGAGCUGCAAUUUUAGAAGGCUGGAGGCUCUAUCAUGAUCCAAACUAUACAGCAGCUGAUUCUUCAGAGCUGUAUCCAAUCGAGGGAAAUCCAAAUAGAGGAAUCUGGAAGUUGUGCGCCUAUCGCUUGUCAGAAGAGUCCAAAUGUUCUCCAAUCUGGCGUGGAAUUUUAGGUGCUCUGUGUGGAAAUAUCAGGGCACUAUUACCUGUUUGCAAACAGUGGGAAGAUCUGUUGUGGGCAUACGUGAAAGUGCUCGUUGAUGUUCAAGUGGAGAAGGAGCUUCGAAGCUACAGUACUGCUGCUCCCAUGCCUCCAGCAUAUUGGAAUUAUCAGUUGAGUAUGGAUGAGAUUUUCCAAGAACUCUCAGGUAACCCCGACUUCAAAAUCCGCAAUGAAGCCCAAAAGCCCUCUCGCAUUAUUCAACAACUCUUGAUCCUUAAUCGACCAUCAGAGCUCAUGUCAACAAUGGCGCAAUGGGUCACGCAAGAAGCCUGUGACCCACAUUUGAUCCGUACUGCUGCACAUUUAGUUUUAAUCUUGAGGUUGCUUGGUCAGUCUUUCAGUAGCGCCAGCAGUGAUACCAUCUUGCGUGCCUAUGUUAAGGUUUUAAUGAAUCUUCGGGAUCCAAAUUUAGUAGCGUACUAUACUGCAACACUCUCCCGUGAUGAUCAGAUAUCUCUCUACUCCCAAUUUUUGGAGACAAUCACCGGGCUGGAAGAGCGAGCUGCUUGCCUGGAAGCUGCAAGUGUAUGCUCCUUACCAGUUGAAGUUAUCGUUCAGAAGGUUGUGGAAAACAGCAGAUUAAAAGAGUCUGAUCUUUCUACUACACUGGUUCCUGAAACUUCAGAGGAAGAUAAUGCAAAGAUUUCAGCCCUUGAUUGGAUAGUAUUCUACGAAAGCCAACGAGCGGAGGCAUUGUGGCAAACAAACGCGCUUGUCCGGUACUUCAUAUCUCAUGACAAGCUUGAUGCAGCUCGCAAAGCUUUUGAUAAGAUUCCACCAAAUUCUGUUGUUCUUGUCUUGACUCAGCACCAUUGUUCUGUCAUUGAUGAUGUCACAGAUUUCAGCAGAAUGCCAAGUAGAGUCAAUUGUGCAGUGCGAGAAUUUUUGUGCUACAAAGCAUAUCUAGCUGCCGAAGAAUCGUUCGUUGAUUGGUUCAAAUUGUUAAAUGAGCGUCCUCAGAUGUUAAAUGAGUUACCUGAAACCGCAACUUAUUCGGAAAAAGUUGCAUAUGAACAUCUAAUAGCCCAGUAUAAAAAUGAGUACAAAAGGUGGAAGUUGGCAUUGGACCAUCAAACAAAGGCUGUGAAAGAAACAUUUCAUAAUAUGAUUUUAUUCCCGGACGGAGGAUGGCUCCGAGAUCCACCAAACACAGAACAAGAUGACCCAACAAGAGCACAUCAGAUGGCCGCUCUGCGGAAGCUCUGCAUCCCAAAGAUGGUUUUAUUGCUUCACAAAGUUCUCCAUAGCAACGGAGAUUAUCAAGAGUGCAUACAAUUAUCUGAACUUGUCGUAGAUGAAACUCAUAAAAUUUACAAGGAAUAUGGCAAACAAGAAUUGAAUGAGCUUCUUUUGAAAAUUUGCGACUCGUCUGCUGCUCUUCUAGAUGAGAAUAAAGAUGCUUUUGGCUAUCCAUUAUCAUCAUAACUACCUGCGUGAGUUAAAAUGCAAGUCCUGUUUUCGUACUGAUGUUCUGUCUCAAAUUAGUGUUCUUGGGUGAAAUUUUAACCAGUGACAGAAAAAAUCUCUUUGAAGAAAAUUACGGGUUAUUUUAUGAAAAGAAUUCUGUGAUCAUUAAAUCUUCAUGCCUAACUGUGUCCAAGAAAAUGUAUUUCAAAGUUACUUUUGCUCUUCAAAGCAAUAAGAAAACUGCCGUUGUUUCCUACCAUCAUCAUUAAACUGCAAAUUUUUUCAAUCAUUGAAAUUGUUUUGAUCAUGGACAAAAUUUUUAGAAACAUAGCAUUCCCAAAUGCAUCAAAAAGGGGGAUUGGCAAUGGGAAAUUUUGCAUGCUGCAAGCACCUCUUGCGGUUUUGAAAUCUCUUAAAAACUUAGAUUUACGGAAAAAUUAAAAUUGUACCAGCCUCAUCCAUUUUUCUGAUCUUGCUCAAAUGGUUUUUGAGUAAAAUAAGUAGACAUAAAAAAGAAGAAGAAAAGAAAUAGGAAGAAGACAUCCAUAUGCACUAAGAGUUUUAAGGAUGGAAACUUUCUAAGAGAUGACACUACUGAGAUACGUAUGAUGAUCUUCUAAUUUUUUGAUUAAGAUGGGUCGUUCCUGCCUAUUGAUGUCCAUAUGUGAACAUUAUACUGGCAGUCAAUAACCCACCUCUGUAUAAAUGGUCUUUUUAUACUUACCAUUUUCUCUGCCUGUUAAUAUGUAUGUAAAUUGAUUUGAUUAAGUGUAAUUAGACUCAAGUUAACUUUUUAAUUUUCUAACAGUUGGUAAUCUUUAGAUGUCUUUGAAGAUGAAUGAAAUUGUGUUUCAAACAUACAAACUGAGCAAAUUAAAUAACAUUACGUAAAUUGAAAGAUUUUUCAGACAUCAAGUCAUGUAUAUUCCUGGUGGGUGAGGAGCAGAAUUUCCAUCUUCUCUUUUAUUUUUCUCCCAAGAAAAUCCUGUGUAUAGUUAAAUCUUUGUCAAAAAAAAAAAAAAGAAGUCAAGUUGAAAUAUUUUCAUGGGUGUUUUGAACCAAAAUUCGAAUAAAUAAACAGCAGUCUGCAGUAUGUAUUCCAACUUCUUUCCAACUGUUAAGGUUGUUUUGAAAUUAAAACACAAAUAAGGCAAGUUUUAGCAAAAGCAGAGACUUUAUUAUCGCAUUGACAUGCUAGAUACCUCUCAUCUGGCAUGCCUAUGGCAUACCUGUUGAUUUUUAUUAAGAUAUUUUAGUUUUGUAAAGUGCUGUAAUCUGUAUUAAGUGUAUUUGACUGUGUCUGUAAUCACUUUGAUGUUCAUUUUUUUAUCUGAGAAAAGAAAAGUAAGUACAAUUUUCUACAAGAUA
This is a messenger RNA of Bemisia tabaci, 4120 nucleotides long. NCBI's taxonomy places the organism in Eukaryota, Metazoa, Arthropoda, Insecta, Hemiptera, Aleyrodidae. The record is from RefSeq and is a predicted model, not a curated record.